Caenorhabditis auriculariae is the source of this 1823-nucleotide messenger RNA. Lineage: Eukaryota; Metazoa; Nematoda; Chromadorea; Rhabditida; Rhabditidae. The record is from the annotation of a GenBank genome assembly.
AUGCUCGACGAGCCCGAGAAAAAGAAAAAAGGCCCUUUGCGUCUGUUAGUUUUUUUUCUUGUUUAUAUCUCAAUGGAUUCGAUGUUUGAGGGUUUCUCGGAAGUCGACGCGAAAAAUGCUCGGGAAGUGGAAAAAGCUGGACAACGGCGAAAAAUCCGACAACGAGUCGUUCAAUGGAAGCAUCGAAGAAGUUUGAAUUCAAAGAAAUUUUUAUUUUAGUAGUGAAAAUUGUCUUUCUUAUGAGAAUUAUAUUACAUGGAUAUGAAAGAAGGAAACCAUUAUAUUCGAAAAUAAUAAAGUAAAAAGUAACUUACCAGGAAAUGGUCUCAGCUCACAGUGGGACUUUUGAAUGAGACCAUAUAUUCUAGAUGUAAAUUUUGUCUCUGUUAUUGAAUCUGGUCUUAAAAGUUGCCCAAUACGCCUGUGAAAUAAGUUAGGGACUCUCAAGAGCCCGUAAUUUCAGUGUCUCUGAUUGAGCUUUUUUUCGAAGCGUAUGCCCCUCUGGUCACGAAAAACUAAUUAGUUUCCUCCAAAAAGUUUUGGAGCCCUGAUUUAGUCUUUCAAACCUCCACAUGAUAAGGGAAUGCGCGCGCGGUGUGGUACUGCGAUCUGGCGAUUUCAGAAGCUGCUUACCAGGGUCUUUGGGUGAUUAGGUGAAAAAAAAAGUUUCCGAUUUUUUCUAAAAUUUCGCCUAUGGUUAUCCCUUUUUCUUCUAUAUUAAGCUGAAAUCAAUUUUCUGAGCAAGAGAAGAUCGAAUCCAUCCAAUUUGCAGACAUUUUCGGCGACAUUAGAACGAAGAAAAGUGUUCGGUCUGCCCCUUCGAGAAGCCGUCGACGCGGAUCCUUCCCUCGACGGAGUCCGACUUCCAUCCUUCUUCCGAUACUCCAUCGACUUCAUCGAGGAACACGGUAGCAUCUGAAUCGCGGCGAGACCUCACAUAGUUGUUUAGGACUGUCGCUGGAGGGCAUUUAUCGCGUGUCGCCACCAAAAUCGCGACUCGACGAACUGGAAAGACGCGCCAACGCCGGGGAAUCACUGACUUUUGCUGACGCCCACGACGCCGCCGGUCUUAUAAAAAGGUGAUUCUUUGCGCUUUUUGUUGUUUCAAUUCAGACAUGAUCAUCUAGCUCGUUACAGCAGAUUGAAAAAAAAUAUCGGUAAAAAUGGAUUGAUGCGGUUUUAAUGAACUUGUGAGAAAUUUCUUUCUAGUGGAUGAUACUAGUUCAAAGUCCUUUUUAAAACCAAUAAAUCACAAUACUAAACUCUCAUCAUGGCGCCCCUACUGCAAUAAACUGUGCCAGAGAUGAAUCGGGUUCAUUGUUGUAAAUAAGUACAAAGAGCUCUUUUCAAGAUUCCUACGACAACUGCCAGAGCCGCUGUUGCCGGUGGAGUUCGAACGGCUGGCCGAGACGUGCCGAUGCAACCUUUACAUGGCGUCGACGCCUUCUUCUUCCGUCUUCUGUCGCUGUGGCGCGGCAACGGCGAUGCGAGAUGUCUUCGCCUCUCUGGAAGUCGAACGGAGCACCCUCACGACCUACGUUUUCCUCCACGCCCGACACGUCGUUCAAAAUGUAUGACAUUUGGCAUUUUCGAUUAACUCUCGGUUUCAGGAACGUGAGAACAAAAUGGGGAUUCCGGCGCUGGGACUUCUGCUCCAGACGAUCCUGGACAUGAGCCGAAAACUCGUUUGUUUCUGUCUCAACGCCAUCAAACCCUUUGAUGAUGGAAUAGUUGAUGGGGUACAUUCCAAACCAAUCUUUGAAAACCAAGUUCGUUUUUAGGCUUCAUACAUCCUCGAUGCCGAUGCACAAAUUUUCAAGUGA